Messenger RNA from Equus caballus (horse), 1907 nucleotides. Its product is annotated as putative protein FAM90A9. Lineage: Eukaryota; Metazoa; Chordata; Mammalia; Perissodactyla; Equidae. The record is from RefSeq and is a predicted model, not a curated record.
AUGGCGGAUCCUUCCACACGGCACUGGCCUUCCAGCCUGCCCAAGGCCCAGAAACGGAAGAAGCAACCCAAGGGAGCAGCGGGGCCGAGGGUUCCCCCGGCAGAGGAGGAGGAUCCCAGGGUGAAGUGCAAAGACUGCGGAGCCUUUGGGCACCAUGCGAGAAGCCUGAGGUGCCCCAUGAAGCGUUGGCACGGGGCCCUUGCCCCCCAGCCCUUGGGCUCCAGAAAGCUGAAGGAGAACCUGGAACCAUGGCCUCAGCAGGUCCCGCCCAUCCCGCGGCCCUCCAGCCAGGCGGAGAGAGAGAGGGAGCAAAGACAAAGGCAAGACGAGCAGCGGAGGAAGGCUCUGGUGCAGAGGUUUCCCAGGAGACCCCAAGGGAGGCAGCAGCCGAGCUGGAAGGAAGGGACAGAGUCCUGUGACUACGUGAGGCAUGCAAACAGGCCGCUGCCGGUCCACACAACCAAGAGGGAAACCGAGCCGGGCCUCGAGCUCCCGUGGAGGCUGCCUGUGAGGACACCCGACAGGAUGUCCACCGGCCGUGCAGGGUCUGCCAUCCAAAGUCCUGGAGUGAGCCUCUUCUCCCCUGGAGGACUUGAGCAUGGAAGGGAAGUUUCUGUCCCUCCAAGCCCUCCCCGAGUGUCCCCACAUUGGGCCCAGGACCCUACUGUCAUGGUCCAGCUAAGAGACGAGACGCCCAGUUGGUUGUGCCCAGAAGAACCCCAGGCCGCCUGCAAGACGCAAGGCCUGGGCCACACCCCCGACACCCAGGCACAAGCCUGGUCUCUGGAUGUCCAGUCACAACCAUGCCAACAGCCUGCUGCCCAUCUUUGGGACCGGCACUGCAAAAUCAGCAUCCAGGCAGCAGGCAAGAGAGGUUCUCGGCUCCCCAUUCACACUGGCCAGAACCUCCCAAAGAAACCGAGACUCAGUCGCUGCCAGAGCCCCCAGAGGAGCCCUCAGAGACCACAUCAGGGUCUUGUCCAGACUCUCCAGCCUCCCCCAUGUUCAGCGGAUGAGGCACCCCAAGUCGCCACGAAGGCUCCUCCCGACCUGCAAGGCAGUGGCCUCCAGCCUGGCCACAACACGCCUCCCCUGAGCGCUGUGCAGCCCUGCACAAUGCCCCAUCGUCCACCACUGCACCACGUUCCAGGCCAGCCCCUCAGAAUGCUCUUCACAAGAUCUGACAAGGGCUGGUGGAGCUCCAGGUUCCUGACAGCUCCCUCCUUCCAUCCUGCUGAGAAGACAAGCCGUCCUGUGGAAAGCCCUCCCAUCUUACAGAAGUCCGAGGGACAGUGUUCCCGGGUCCCACCGAGUGUCCUCUACGAGGACCUUCAGGUUUCCUCUUCCUCUGAAGAGAGCGUUUGGGAGGGAGACGCCUCAGGGCCAUGAAGCCUUGUCCUCUGGCCCCAGCAGACCUGGAGGGGACUGUUGAGUCAGGAGGACGAGUCCCAGGGAGCAGCCUAUUGCUCGGGAAGCAGCCACUCCCCAGAGCUGCUGGCUGCACAGAUUCUGCAAACCCAUAUGAUCCUUGGGGACACGCAGGCCAGUGCUACCUGCUUUCCUUAUGGUAGCAGAAGGCGCCUUCCCCAGGGGACUUCUCACACUGGAAUGAGAAGUUGCUUUCGAUUGAAAUCCAUUGGAUCCCAUGGAGUCCAAUCGCGGGCUGACUUUGAACUAGAGGAGAAUGGGAAACUAGCAAUUGAGUCUGUUUCUCUGCCAAUUUUGUAAUUUGGGGAAAAUGGGAAAAGAUUUCAAAGCCGUGCUUUGCAGUCUUUAAACUGUUGCCUGUCCUGGGAUGAGAUGCCUUGACUCUGUGGGUUGAUUUCGGUGCCAAUUCUGAUGGGGACUAUUCUCAUGGCUUUGUUCAUUUUCGUGCCCAAAUGUCCUGUGUAAGUUGUGUUUUCAAA